UCUCUCUCUCUCUUUCUCUCUCUCUCUCUCUCUCUCUCUCUCUCUCUCUCUCCCACGAUGGCAGAAGAACUUUAGAGGAGAAACAAAACACUUCCUUGAUUGUGUCUCUUUUUCAUCGUCCAUACCCGUUUUCCCCCCCAUCUCUUCUCUGUUUUUUUUCUUUCUUUCUAAAAAAAAAGAAAAACCCAGAAGAGAAAUCGAUGCCAGAAGCGGAGAAAUGGGUGUUUUUUCUUCUGGGCAUGAGUUGUAACUGAUAAAGCUCGAUUCUUUUUCUUUCUUUUGUUGCGUUGUUUUGGGAACAAUGGGUAACUGCUGGUGCACACUCGAGCCUUCUAAUCACAGGGUCUCUGCAAACGCAAAAUCAGAAUCACCAAAAGACCAGAGCUCGUCGGAUCAGAGCAGGAGAAAGGAAGUUCAUAAGCUACCGUCAAACCCGAAAGAAGUGGAAGAUCUAAGGCGAGACUCUGCUGCGAACCCUCUGAUCGCUUUCACGUACGGUGAGCUCAAAAUCAUCACAGGGAACUUCAGACAGGACAGGGUCCUUGGUGGAGGAGGUUUCGGAAGUGUCUACAAAGGUUUCAUUGCCGAAGAUUUAAGGGAAGGGCUUCAACCACUUCCUGUUGCAGUGAAAGUUCAUGACGGCGACAACAGUUACCAGGGCCACAGAGAAUGGCUGGCAGAAGUGAUAUUCUUGGGACAGCUUUCUCACCCAAACCUGGUGAAACUGGUCGGUUAUUGCUGCGAGGACAAUCACCGUGUGCUGAUCUACGAAUACAUGGCUCGUGGUAGUGUCGAGAAUAACCUCUUCUCGAGAGUGUUGCUUCCUCUUCCUUGGUCCAUUAGAAUGAAGAUUGCAUUUGGGGCGGCUAAAGGACUCGCCUUUCUUCAUGAAGCCGAGAAACCCGUCAUAUAUCGCGAUUUCAAGACGUCCAAUAUUCUCCUCGACCCGGACUACAAUGCCAAACUCUCUGAUUUCGGCCUCGCUAAAGACGGUCCUGUAGGAGACAAGUCUCAUGUCUCGACCCGUAUAAUGGGAACUUACGGCUACGCAGCUCCCGAGUACAUCAUGACAGGCCAUUUGACUCCGAGGAGCGAUGUAUACAGCUUCGGGGUCGUUCUUCUGGAGCUUCUGACGGGUAGAAAAUCGCUGGACAAAUCAAGACCAACGAGGGAACAAAACCUCAUAGACUGGGCUCUGCCACUGCUGAAGGAGAAGAAGAAAGUUAUGAACAUAGUAGACCCGAGGAUCGAAGGAGAGUAUCCGAUGAAAUCCGUCCAGAAGGCGGCAACGCUCGCUUACCAUUGCCUGAACCGGAACCCGAAAGCUCGGCCUCUGAUGCGAGACAUCGUCGACUCGUUGGAGCCACUUCAGGUCGUGGAAGAUGUUGUCCCCUCCGUACAGAAGACACUGGUUUCUGUCGGAGGCGAGACACAGGUUAAGGAUGAGUUGAAGAUGAUGCCUAAGGUUGAAGAUGACAAGGGUUCGCAUUGUAAUUGACUUCCCAUGGUUGUUUAGCCUUCUCUGUUUUUCUUUUUUUUGGGUUAAACUUUUGUGUUCAAAGAAGAGUUUUGUGAGUUUUUUUUUAAUUUGUUUAAUGUACAAUUUCGAACAAAAUUAUGAUGUGUGUAUUUUGGGAAA
Molecule: messenger RNA, 1639 nt
Organism: Tarenaya hassleriana
Lineage: Eukaryota; Viridiplantae; Streptophyta; Magnoliopsida; Brassicales; Cleomaceae
Product: probable receptor-like protein kinase At5g56460
Exons: 6
Coding region: 302-1498 (398 amino acids)
Biological process (GO): protein phosphorylation
Molecular function (GO): ATP binding; protein kinase activity
Source: RefSeq, a predicted model, not a curated record